AUGACUUUUUCAAGAUCACACUUUCAAGGAACUCAUGACAGUGAAGCCGGUCCAAGUAGAAUUACACAUGUUAAUGAUGUUGCACCUGAUCGUAAUUGUACAUCCCCUAAUCAACAAAACAUCACGAGUCAAUCCGAUACAGAUGAUAUGGAUGUUGACGAAGCUUUAGAGGAUGCAGUAAUAUCAUAUGUUAACAUGGAUGUCAGAGAAAAUGGUGCAUUAUCACGUCGUCCUCAAGAAUCAGGACAUGCUUUUCGAGCAAAGCACAAUAUUGCUCGAAAUUUCAAAAAUAAUAUGAUGAUGGCAAAAGCCCGGUUGCCUCAUCCAUUUACCUGUAGACACUGCAAUGCAAGAUUGUUUCAUCAUGAAUCACGUGAUACGUGUUGUAAUGGUGGAAAUAUAUCAUUCUCACGAGUUGAUGCUCCUAUAGUAUUGCAACAAUUAUUUUUGGAUAGUUCAGCUGAAGGAAAACAUUUUAGGCAACAUAUUCGAAGUUAUAACCAUGUGGUUUCAUUCACUUCAAUUGGUGUUCAUGUUGAUGAGAAUAUUCUUGCAUCUGGUCGUGGUAUAUACACAUUUCGUGCUCAAGGUGCUUUUUACCAUAACAUAGGAGGUUUCUAUCCAAAUGAGGGUGUCAGACCGCGUUUCUUACAACUAUACAUCUACGACACCGAUAACGAGCUACAUAAUAGAAUGCAGGAAAAUCCACGGCUGCACCAAAAUAUAGUUCACAAAUUACAGAAAAUGCUCCAUCAGUUUAAUCCUUUUGUAAUUAGGUUCAAGCAACUUUCAAUACUUCCAAAUAUCAGUGAAUGUAGCCUCAUACUUAAAGAGCGUCCACGUAAUCACCAUCAAUACAAUCUUCCAACUGCUGAACAAGUUGCGGCAAUUAUUGUUGGAUGUGAUGCAGAUUCGAUGGAUUAUGGAAGGGAUAUUAAUGUCAUUCGUUGUGAUGGAAAUCUCAAGAAAGUUCAAGAGACAAAGGGAUAUUAUGAUCCUUUGCAAUACCCUAUUCGCCCAAAUGAUCAAUCAAUGUUGUUAAAUGCGGGUCGACUGUUGCAACAAUAUGUUGUAGACAAUUAUGUCAAAAUUGAAUCAGGAAGAUUAAGGUGGAAUAAAGAGCACCAAAGUGAUAUACGUUCUGAAUUGUACCAAGGUUUACAUGAUGCUUUGCAUGUUGGUGAAACUAAUGCAGAGAACAUUGGAAAAAUAACAAUAUUGCCAUCAUCAUUUAUUGGCAGUCGUCGAGACAUGACACAACGUUAUGAAGAUGACAUGGCUAUUGUUCUUAAUGGCGGUAAACCAGAUAUUUUUCUAACAAUGACAUGCAAUCCUUCUUGGAGUGAGAUAACAUCAGAACUUUUGCCUUUUCAAACACCACAAGAUCGUCCAGAUUUGCUAACAAGAAUAUUUCGUUCGAAAUUUGAGAAAUUGAAGGAUGAUGUUAUUAAUAAAGGAGUCUUGGGUAAAGUUAAAAGCUACAUGUAUGUCACUGAAUUUCAAAAGCGAGGACUGCCGCAUGUGCAUAUGUUAUUGGUCUUAGAAAGUAACGAUAAGUUGCGUGACCCAAAAGAUUAUGAUAGUAUGGUAAGAGCAGAAAUACCUAAAUUAGAAUGUGAACCACAGUUGCAUGAAGCUGUUGUAAGACAUAUGAUCCACGGACCUUGCGGCAUAAUCAACCGAAAGUCUCCAUGUAUGAAAGACGGACAUUGUAAAAAAAGGUAUCCCAAACAGUUCUUGGAUGAAACACGUCAAGGCACUGACUCAUAUCCCGAGUAUAGGAGAAGGUUUGAUGAGUCUGUAUCGUUAGGUAGAGAUAAGUCUGUCGAUAAUAGAUGGGUGGUUCCUUAUAACCCUUGGUUACUGUUAAAGUAUGACUGUCACAUCAAUGUAGAGAUUUGCAGUAGCAUUAAAAGUAUCAAGUAUCUAUACAAAUAUGUGUACAAGGGCCCUGAUCGUGUGGCUAUGGAGGUUCAUAAAGGAUCAUACAUGGAUGAAGUUCAGCAAUAUGUUGAUGCAAGAUGGAUUUGUGCUCCCGAGGCAUUAUGGAAAAUAUUUCGAUUCACUCUUUACCGAUUAUAUCCUUCGGUUGAAAGAUUGCAGAUCCACUUGCCGAACCGCCAUCAAGUGCGCUUUUAUGAUCAUCAGCAAAUUGCAGAUGUGUUAAAUAAUGAACGCAACUCCAAAACAAUGCUCACACAAUUCUUUGCAUUGAAUCUACGAGAUCCACAAGCAAGAAAGUAUUUGUAUAGAGAGAUUCCAGAGCAUUAUUGUUGGAACAAGCGGGAUAUGGAAUGGCAUCGUAGGCGAUCAACAAGAAAAGUUAUCGGGAGAAUCUAUACGGUAUCACCUUCGGAGGGAGAUAAGUUUUACUUGCGACUGUUGUUAUCGCAUGUCAUAGGUCCAACCAGUUGGGAAUAUCUUCUUACAAAUAAUGGCAUGACUUUCAGUACAUUCAAAAAAUCAGCCGAGGAUAGGGGAUUUCUAGAGACUGAUCAUAGUAUUCGUGAUUGUUUGGUUGAGGCUACGAGUCUCCGAAUGCCAUAUGCUUUACGAAGGUUAUUCGUGACGAUUUUAAUAUUUUGUGAACCUACUGAUGUUAGAGGCCUUUGGAAUGAGUUUUUUACACAUAUGGUAGAGGAUUAUCAAACAGCUAACAAUGUUGUGGAGUCAAACUUAACUAAUAUGUUGUUGAAGAACUUGAAUGAACUCUUAAACCUGCACGGUAAAAAGAUUGAUGAUUAUGAUCUCCCAUCUUUACCCCCUAAUACAAUAGACAGAGGUGCAGUUCCAAGUAUCAUACAAGAGGAGUUAGCGAUCGAUAUCCCCAAUGAAGAUAUUGAAUUUAUUGCUAAGUUAAAUAAUGAUCAAAUGAUUGCAUUCAACACCAUUAUGAAUGUAAUUGUUCAAAAACACAGUGGGGUAUUUUUUGUUGAUGGUCCAGGAGGAACAGGUAAAACAUUCCUUUAUAGAACAUUAAUGGCAAGUUUAAGAAGUAAAGGAGAAAUUGUCUUAGCAACUGCAUCAUCUGGUAUAGCUGCAACAUUGUUACCCGGUGGUAGGACUGCACACUCUCGAUUUAAGAUACCUAUUGAUAUUCAACCGAGUUCCAUUUGUGGUAUUGAAAAGCAAAAGGAUCUUGCAAAUCUCAUUAGAGUUGCUGCCGCAAUAAUUUGGGAUGAAGCACCAAUGACAAACAAAAAUUGUUUGGAAGCCUUAGAUCGAUCAUUACAAGACAUUUGUAGCAACAGUGCUCCAUUUGGUGGAAAAGUUCUGAUCAUGGGGGGGAUUUUCGUCAAGUUCUUCCUGUUGUAA
Lathyrus oleraceus (garden pea) is the source of this 3315-nucleotide messenger RNA. RefSeq lists its product as uncharacterized. Gene Ontology annotation, biological process: telomere maintenance; DNA repair. Lineage: Eukaryota; Viridiplantae; Streptophyta; Magnoliopsida; Fabales; Fabaceae. The transcript has 6 exons. Bases 1 to 3315 code for a protein of 1104 amino acids. Gene Ontology annotation, molecular function: DNA helicase activity. The record is from RefSeq and is a predicted model, not a curated record.